Cylicostephanus goldi is the source of this 392-nucleotide messenger RNA. The record is from the annotation of a GenBank genome assembly. NCBI's taxonomy places the organism in Eukaryota, Metazoa, Nematoda, Chromadorea, Rhabditida, Strongylidae.
AUGACUUCAUUCGGCAAUGCGGCUGUUGAUAUUGAUAUCGUAAGUGAUCUUCCAUCCGUUCAUCGUGUGCUCAGCGACUCAUUUGUUUCAAUUCAGUUGGAACAAGAAAUUGCCGCAAAAGAACAUGCUCAUCGAAAUCCACCUGAUGAGCUUUCUGGAAAUAUUGCCGGCAUGGGUGGUCCCUCUAGACCGAGGCCUAUGCUAGAAGUAGGAUUAAAUGAUGAACUUGAUACCCUCGACGAACCUGUGUGGGACACCGUGAAACGUGAUUUACGCACUGUUGGCCUCAAAUUUGGGCAUGUCAUCUUUCCUACACCAGAUAAGCAGCAACUUCUAAGAGACUGGGACCUUUGGGGUCCAUUAUUCAUAUGCGUCGGUUUAUCGCUGUGAGU